CAUCUCUAUCUGAACCACGUCUUUAAGAACACAAUGGGCAACACAGAGUCUAAGCAAGAUCACUACGAAGUGCUGGGUGUGCACCCGAAUGCCACGGAAACGCGUAUUACCAAAGCUUUUCGCAGCGCGGCGUUAAAAUGGCAUCCAGGAAAGAAAACACCUGGAAAUAUCGACCAUGCCUAUCGCACCCUGUCAAACCGUACAAAAAGAACUGAAUAUGAUGCAUCCAGAGGUUCAGGCCGCGGAACAUUUUUUAAAAGCACAUUUUUCUUUACCGGCAUCGGCAUUGGCAUUGGCAUUGUUGCUGUUGCUGGAUAUCUAACGUACAAACGUUGCCGAAGCGGAAACUUAGAAGAAAUAGCCAAGGCAGCUUCUGAAUUGAAGGGAAAAAUAAGUCAAGCUACAAUGGAAAAAACUAUGGCUAUCCUAAAUUGGGCUUUUAAAUGGAAGGAUUCCGAUGCUGCAUCCGCUUUAGGAUCUCAACUAGCUUCGACAGCUAGUACUGUGGGAAAAAUAAGUCAAGCUGUAAUGGAAAAAACUAUAAAUAAGGCUUCUGAAUUAAAGGCUUCUGAUGCUGCAUCCGCUUUAGGAUCUCAACUAGCUUCGACAGCUAGUACUGUGGGAAAAAUAAGUCAAGCUGCAAUGGAAAAAACUAUAAAUAAGGCUUCUGAAUUAAAGGCUUCCGAUGCUGCAUCCUCUUUAGGAUCUCAACUAGCUUCGUCCGCUAGUACUGUGGCCAGUGCAUCCAAUGAUGUCUUGUCGAAAGUGACAAAGUGGUUCCAGAAUUAAAGGACGUUCGUUUUCAUUUCUUUUCCAUAAAAUAUAAUUUUAUUCAAUUUUUGAACCAACUUCAACUAUAUCUUUUGUAAAUGUUUAAUCUUUAAAGUUUUAAUAAAUAAGUUUUAAUAUACAAUUCA
Molecule: messenger RNA, 917 nt
Organism: Drosophila kikkawai
Lineage: Eukaryota; Metazoa; Arthropoda; Insecta; Diptera; Drosophilidae
Product: chaperone protein DnaJ-like
Source: RefSeq, a predicted model, not a curated record